CACCUUUACGACAUCACAGCUUAAAAUAAAAUAAAAGAGGAAGCUCACUUGUCAAGCGAACCCAACUCACUAACUCAGUUGUCACUCUCCACUUUCUUUCUAUUUCUAGUCGCGUCCUCUUCUUCUUUCAUUUCAAUUUCCACUCUCUGCAAAACCAGAUUCCACGUGACUCUCUCUCCCUCUCUUUCGCCGAUUCCUUCAAAUUCACGAGAAUUCCACUCUUUCUGCAAUUCAAUUCCACAGAACUUGCUUCAGUUAACACCUACCUACGUGUCCAUGGAUCUAAUCAAUUCUUCAACUCUAAAUUGACGGAUCAAACUGUUUUUCUUUUGUUGUAUAGUGUUGGAAUUACUGUGUUAGAUAAUGUUGGAGAAAUUGGAAUUGAGGUGAGGAAGUGAUAUUUUGUUUUAUAUAUAUAAAUGAAGCAGCGAAAGUUGAUACAGCAGCAGAAAUCUCACUUCAAAUGGAAGAGAAAGCUGUUUGUUGUUUUGUUGUUAGGGUUUUGUUUUGGAAGCUUCGUUUUGAUGCAAACUCAGUACACUCGAAUUCUUGCAUUGGCGAAAUUGCAGUCUCAUUUAGUUCAGAAGCCAAGAAUUGCGUUUCUGUUUAUUGCUCGAAAUCGACUUCCUCUGGAUAUGGUUUGGGAUGCUUUUUUUAAGGGUGAGGAAUCUAGAUUUUCAAUUUUUGUUCAUUCUAGGCCUGGGUUUCUGCUCAACAAAGCUACCACAAGAUCCGUCUAUUUUAUGAAUCGACAAGUUAAUGAUAGCAUACAGGUAGAUUGGGGAGAAGCAAGCAUGCUCGAGGCAGAGCGUAUAUUGCUUAGACAUGCCCUAGAGGAUCCUCGGAAUGAACGUUUUGUUUUCCUCUCAGACAGCUGCAUACCUCUUUACAACUUCAGCUACACGUAUGACUAUAUCAUGUCAACAUCAACUAGUUUUGUAGACAGCUUUUCUGAUACAAAAGAGGGCCGCUACAAUCCGAAAAUGGCUUCAGUCAUUCCUGUUUAUAACUGGAGGAAAGGAUCACAGUGGGUUGUUCUGACCAGAAAGCAUGCAGAGGUUGUCGUGAAUGACACUGUAGUCUUUCCUUUGUUUCAACAGCAUUGCAAGAGGAAAUCACUGCCUGAGUUUUGGCGGGAUAGCCCCCUUCCAGAUACAUCGAAGGAGCACAAUUGUAUACCUGAUGAACAUUAUGUGCAGACAUUACUUGCUCAAGAAGGCCUUGAAGGAGAAAUUACACGAAGGUCAUUGACACAUAGUUCAUGGGAUCUUUCAUCCUCUAAAGACCCUGAACGCCGUGGAUGGCAUCCUGUUACCUAUAAAUUCUCUGAUGCUACUCCCACACUCAUCAAAAACAUAAAGGACAUUGACAAUAUUUAUUAUGAGACUGAAUAUCGAAAAGAGUGGUGCAGCAGCAAAGGAAAACCAUCCACUUGCUUCCUUUUCGCAAGAAAAUUCACUCGCCCCGCUGCUCUUCGCCUUCUUAAUAUGUCCCUGCUGGGAGCUUCUCGUAAGGCAGCCAAUGAGUCAUGAUUCCUAACAAGUAACAAAGUUCAAGUGAAUUUUUUCCAUGUAGUUAUGCUAUGUUUUUAGUGCAAUUGCAAUGGAGCUAACUGGGAUGAUGAAGAGGCCAAUGUGGUACGUGAAGUCAUUAACUUCUUAUCUUGUUGCCUUAUGACUGCACCUCUCCCUUUCCUUUUCUUCUUUAUUUGUCUUGAUGGAUUGAUCACUUCCAUAUUUCAAAGUGGAUGAACCUCAAGUGAUUUGGGUUGGGCAGCAGUUGUCUCGAACAACCUCAGAAAGCCCACCAAGCAAGGAUUUUCAAGUAGCCUAAUACACCUAAAAUAUUUUAAAUGAUCAAUCCAGUUGAAAUCUUCAAAAUAA
This is a messenger RNA of Jatropha curcas, 1883 nucleotides long. Its product is annotated as Core-2/I-branching beta-1,6-N-acetylglucosaminyltransferase family protein. The record is from RefSeq and is a predicted model, not a curated record. Gene Ontology annotation, molecular function: glycosyltransferase activity. Lineage: Eukaryota; Viridiplantae; Streptophyta; Magnoliopsida; Malpighiales; Euphorbiaceae. Gene Ontology annotation, cellular component: membrane.